AUGACUGACGCUUCUCUUCCCAAGCCCUCCCGGCCACCUCCACCUGCCUUACCUGAAGGGUGGGUGGCCAUUUGGGAUGAAGAGUACAAGAGAUAUUAUUAUGCAAAUCGAGUGACAAGAGAGACUCAAUGGGAGAUUCCCACCGCUUCAGCAGCACCACGUCCACCUCCAACCUACAAUACUUCAGUGCCCCAGCAAGUGCCGGCUCUGUCUCACGUCCAACAAACUCAGCAGGUUCCUGUCCAACAUAUUCAGCAGGUUCAAGGAGUUCAAACGGUUCCUGUCGUUCAACAGGUUCCUGUCGUUCAGGCUGUUCCUGUUGUUCAACAGGUUCCUGUGGCUGUUCCAGUUGUUCAUCGGAGACCAGCAUCUGGGCUAGUUACUGGAAUGGUGGUUGGAUCCAUGAUCGGAGGACGAAGACGUAGGAGAAGAUGA
This is a messenger RNA of Sungouiella intermedia, 435 nucleotides long. The record is from the annotation of a GenBank genome assembly. Lineage: Eukaryota; Fungi; Ascomycota; Pichiomycetes; Serinales; Metschnikowiaceae.